Messenger RNA from Sardina pilchardus (European sardine), 1739 nucleotides. It is a transcript of the gene c15h1orf210, whose product is annotated as chromosome 15 C1orf210 homolog. The coding region runs from base 264 to 1394 and encodes 376 amino acids. Gene Ontology annotation, molecular function: protein binding. NCBI's taxonomy places the organism in Eukaryota, Metazoa, Chordata, Actinopteri, Clupeiformes, Clupeidae. The record is from RefSeq and is a predicted model, not a curated record. The transcript has 6 exons.
CACAAUGCUCUCAGAUUCGACACACCAUGGCUCUCCCUCUGUCUUCAUCCAGAAAACCUGUUCGUUCUAUCCCCCCUUACAUUUUGACGUAGCUGUAUAUAACAGGAGCUGUUGGACCAAACAACGUCAGAUUCCUGAUCAGGUAGCCGUACCUGAGGUGAUCUCUCUUAGUUUCCAUUCAGAGAGGAAUACGGAACUGGAUUGUUCUCCAUGGGGCUGGCAGUAACAACUUUACAGUAACAACCAAAGGAAGCAGGGGGAGGAUGGGGUCGUGGGGUCACCUGGUCUGUGUGUCCCUGCUUCUGUGCGUUUCUGCCACUGUCACAGACGGCUCCCUCCAUAGCGUUGGCCCCUGCUUGGUGGACACAGGCAAGGCAUCAUUCCACUGUAGUCAGAAGAAGCUCACAAAGAUUCCAGAAGAAAUAUGGACCAAUGUGACCAGACUGGACCUCUCAAAGAAUGGUCUUAUCCUGAGCCAUCCCGACACUCCGAGAACACUGCAGAGGUUUGAGAAGCUGGUCCAUCUGAAUCUGUCAGCUAACUACCUCCCCCUGCUGGCCAGAGGCUUAUUCAGCAGUCUCCCAUCUCUGGAAGUCCUGGACCUCAGCUGGUGCCAGCUCUCUGUAGUGGACACAGAAGCCUUUGAAGGCAUGCCAAGAUUGCAGAGGCUCUUUCUAGGGCACAACAGACUGCAACCUUCAGUGUCUACCACCUUGAAGGAACUUAGAGGUGUCCUAUCCUACCUGGACCUGCAAGGCAAUCCUCGUGACAGUUUUGCACCACAUGAAGGGCCAAAGGGAGCCCAGAAAGUGACCAGAUUCAAAGCAUCAAAAGGACAUGUACAUGACCAUGGCCAUGAAGGGUUCAAGGAGACACAUAUCAGCGGAAAAGUAAACCACAGGAAACUACUAGCUGAAGAUCCCUUCUAUUCCACUCCAGCUCCAACAAGCACAACCCUUAAUGACACUACAGCUGGUCGCGUUCCCCCUCACAACUGGAAGUUUCUAGUGGGAGUGCUGAUUACAGCCAUAACACUGUCCAUCAUCAUUGCAGUACUGGCCAAAUGCAAACUCCUCCACCAGUACCUGGCCAGCUAUCGUCACUCACGCUUUACUAACGUCGACUCGGAAAGCAACUAUGACCCAGAUGUGUAUGAGGUGGGCUUUGCCUCGCAGGGAGGAGCAUCCAUGGUAUCAAAUGGAAUAGCAGAUCAUGAUGAAGAGGAAGAGGACGAGGAAGAGGAUGAGGAAGAUGAUGAUGGCUUCAUUGAAGACAAUUAUAUACAGCCAAUUGAGAGAGAGAGGGCGGCAAGAGCAGCACAGCAACAGGCGAAAGAAGAGGUGGAGGAUCUGGAUGAUGAGCUGGGUGAUGAUAUGGAGUUCACCAUUGGAUAAGGAUUUUUGACUUGGAUUGGAAUAAAAGUAUGGAGGAUGGCCAAAAAUCCUGUACUUUUUUUUCCUGGAAAAAUGGUAGUCUCUCAUAUUUGGAAUUAUGCUUUGUAAGUUGAGCUGAACAGCUCUGAGCUGCCAUAAGCACACAACAACUGCCAUAAGCACACAACAACUAACACACUCAUACAAUUCAAUGACAUCCUUACUUGGAGAAUCUGUAAAACAAAAAUAACCUCUGAUUGCCACUCUGACUUGAAAAUGUGCACUCCUUUGUAAAUAGUUUGACUAAUGUCUUGUGACAGAUUAUUGAACUUUUCACUCCAGUUUUGAAUAAAAUAUUUUCCUGUU